Molecule: messenger RNA, 899 nt
Organism: Sphaeramia orbicularis (orbiculate cardinalfish)
Lineage: Eukaryota; Metazoa; Chordata; Actinopteri; Kurtiformes; Apogonidae
Gene: smdt1a
Product: single-pass membrane protein with aspartate-rich tail 1a
Exons: 2
Coding region: 37-330 (97 amino acids)
Biological process (GO): calcium import into the mitochondrion; mitochondrial calcium ion homeostasis
Cellular component (GO): uniplex complex
Source: RefSeq, a predicted model, not a curated record
CUUUUCCGCAUUGCCUCCGCAUCAGACUCUGUGAACAUGGCGUCGGCCCCCCGUCUCCUGGCUCGGCUGUCGGCUCUCAGAAACGUCCGCGUCGCACAGCCGGGCCCCACGAACCUGCCGUGGAGCACCGCGGCACCGUGUCGGACCGCCGUGACCACGUCCACGGGUGGAAUUCUGCCUAAACCUAAGAAGACCCCCUUCGGCCUAAUCCGGAUUGCUCUGGUAGUGGUGCCCUUCUUGUAUGUGGGGACUCAGAUCAGCAAGAACUUUGCUGCGCUGCUGGAGGAACACGACAUCUUUGUCCCCGAAGACGAUGACGAUGAUGACUGAGGGUCUGUAGUCCUUCUGGUUCUCAGGUACCAAGGGCUUGGAUUGUGGGAGUCAGUGUAAACAGAGGCAAACACACCCACGCAUGCACACAUACACGCACUUUUAGUCUGUUGGAGAAGUACAUGUACCUAAACCAUGAUGGAGCACCUCACAUAUUGUACUAAGAUGCAUUCAAGUACCAGCUAACAGAUGGUUUUAGUAAUCCCAGUAAAGUAAAUACUGUACCACAGCAUGUGAAUCAUUCUGGUUGUGAUGUUUUAGGGCUAUUGUUAAAUAGUAAAAUGUUUUUACAAAUUGAAAUGCUUCAAGAAAACUCCAUCUAAGUCUUUCUUUCCUCAACAGAUCAUGUUGUCAUCCCCAAUAGGACAACAGUGUGAACCUCUUUGCAGAUAAAUGCCUUCCUGGGAUCCCCUCCACUGUGUUUUUACUUCACUUCUGCUUGCACUGGAUUCAGGGUUUUCUUGUUGUUAUAGACACUAAAAUAGGGCUGUCCCAGUUUGACUAUAUCGUACUGUAUUUGCAUGCACUACUAAAUCUUAAAUAAAGUGAAGAACUGUUGUAAAAAUGCA